This is a messenger RNA of Podarcis muralis (Common wall lizard), 5490 nucleotides long. RefSeq names its product MINDY lysine 48 deubiquitinase 2 (gene MINDY2). Gene Ontology annotation, molecular function: cysteine-type deubiquitinase activity; K48-linked deubiquitinase activity; cysteine-type carboxypeptidase activity. Lineage: Eukaryota; Metazoa; Chordata; Lepidosauria; Squamata; Lacertidae. The record is from RefSeq and is a predicted model, not a curated record. Gene Ontology annotation, biological process: protein K48-linked deubiquitination. Gene Ontology annotation, cellular component: cell periphery; cytosol.
GCGGGGACGGGGCGUGGCCUCUGCCUGUCAUGGCGUCCGAAGGCCGCUUGGGCCAGAAGCAGCCGUCUCGAUCGCGGCGGCGGCGGCGGCGGCGCUGCUCAUGCUGCCGCCGCCUGUAGCGGAAAGGCCUCGCUGACCGGGGGAGGGGGAGCUGCCCGCCGAGGGCAAUGGAGGGCCUGGCAGAGCUUCCGCCCCCGCCAGCUCUGCUUCCUCCCGCCCCCCUGGGCGCGCUCGAGCGGGGCGGCGGCGGCGGCGCCCCUGAGGCGAGUCGCGUCUCCCCUCAGGAAGAGGCGGGAAUCGCCUCAGAGCCUGACGAGGCGGCGGCGGCGGCAUCUGAGGAGACGCGGGAGGAGGAGAAGCGGCGAGGGGCGGGAAGCUCUUCGACGGUCCUCUCAGAGGCGGCCGCGUCCCUCGCUUCCCGCCUGGAAGAGCCGCGGCCGGUGGCCGCCCGAGAUGCGACGACGCCCGAAAGCCCCUCCCGGGCCGAGGCGACCGCGGCUCCGUCCCCAGGCAGCGGCAGCAGCAGCGGGGUCUCGCUGAGCCCGGCGGGCGGCGAGGAGUCGGCGAGCCUGGCCGACUCGCUCGGCUCCUUCUCCAACCUGCCGUCCUGCGACGGGGCCAGCAUCUCCGACCUCAACGGCGGCGGCGAGGACGACGACGACGACGACUCCGAGGAGGCAGCGGCGGCGGCGGCGCCCAGGAGAGCCCCUGUCGCCGGCGGAGAAGACGACGAGGAUGGAGUCAGCCCUGGCAAGGGGGCUGCGGCAGCAACCGCCGCCGCCGCCUCUUCGUCGUCCUCCUCCGCCUCGCCAUCGCCGCUCCUGCUCCUCCCGCCGGGCGCCAAGGAGCGCUUCCCGGGUCAGUCGGUCUACCACAUCAAGUGGGUGCGCUGGAAGGAGGAGAACACGCCCAUUAUCACCCAGAACGAGAACGGGCCCUGCCCGCUCCUGGCCAUCAUGAACGUCCUGCUCCUGGCCUGGAAGGUGAAACUGCCACCAAUGAUGGAAAUCAUAACUGCUGAGCAGUUGAUGGAAUACUUAGGGGACUAUAUCCUUGAUGCAAAACCAAAAGAAAUAUCUGAAAUUCAGCGCUUAAACUAUGAGCAGGUAAUAAAUAACAAGCUCUUCUUAAGAAAUAUGAGUGAUGCAAUGGCAAUCUUGCAUAAGCUUCAGACAGGUCUUGAUGUGAAUGUGAGGUUCACUGGUGUACGAGUGUUUGAGUACACACCUGAAUGCAUAGUGUUUGACCUUCUUGAUAUUCCAUUAUACCAUGGAUGGCUAGUAGAUCCCCAGACUGCUGACAUUGUGAAAGCAGUUGGUAACUGCAGCUACAAUCAGCUGGUGGAGAAAAUAAUUUGUUGUAAGCAGUCAGACAACACUAAGCUAGUUGAUGAAGGUUCCAUAGCAGAACAGUUCCUAAACAACACAGCUACUCAGUUGACCUACCAUGGGUUAUGUGAGUUGACUUCCACUGUUCAAGAAGGAGAACUAUGUGUGUUCUUUAGAAACAACCACUUUAGCACCAUGACCAAACAUAAGGGCCAGCUUUAUCUCCUGGUGACAGAUCAGGGUUUCCUUACAGAAGACAAAGUUGUUUGGGAAAGCUUACACAAUGUAGAUGGGGAUGGAAACUUCUGUGAUUCUGAAUUCCAUCUACGACCUCCAUCUGAUCCAGAAACAGUAUACAGAGGACAGCAAGAUCAGAUAGACCAGGAUUAUCUGAUGGCAUUAUCCUUGCAACAAGAGCAGCAAAGCCAAGACAUUAAUUGGGAGCAGAUACCAGAAGGAAUCAGUGACCUUGAACUUGCCAAGAAACUUCAGGAAGAGGAGGACAGACGGGCUUCUCAGUACUAUCAGGAGCAGGAGCAAGCUGCUGCUGCCACCGCUGCCACCGCUGCUGCUCAGGUUCAGCAAGUGCAAGGAGCUGCGUCUCCAUCAACUGGAAGACAAUCUGGGAGUAGUGAGCGGAAAAGAAAAGAACCCCGGGAGAAAGAAAAAGAGCGAGAGAAAGAGAAGAACAGCUGUGCCAUUCUAUAACAGGAGGGGGACUCUACCUGGACCCAAGCACAUAUCCUUGAAACACAAACAAGGAAUUCUAAGGACUCCAAGCUCCACAUGCCGCCUGUGCCUGAUAGCCCCACAGAGGAUGGUGCCCCCAAGACCAUUGAAGUCAUGCACGCUCUCUUUCAGAGGGAUUUGAAUGAGGCUGCCUCUGCCUUCAAUGCAUUGUGAGAAAAUGACCACCUUUGUGGAGGGGGAGUCCACACUGCCACAGGUUUUGACCUGUUGGAACAUAACUAACUCAAAAUAUUUGUUAGUAAAUCUGCUUGUCUCUGUGAUGAAAGGAGUUAAGUGGUUCUCCUAUUGGGCUUCUGCCAGAGGUCUGUACAUCAGUUGCCACAAGAGGACCAUUUAUGGUGUGAAAGCAAUCUUUCAGGCUUCUGGGCAUCUCGCAGCCUGUAGCUCACCUGUUUUAUUGGCUUUUGGGUAGGUGUCCCCUGAGCUGUCUUCAACCUAGGUGAGACCUGGGUCUGAAAAGUAUUGGUUAAGAUUACUCAGAAAUGGCAAGAGAAAUGGAGGCUUGUACCAUAUUUGAGUCAAGCUCACCAUUGUACUUGGCCCUUUUCUGUUCAAUACAGAUGAGUGAGACCAGAGCUGUUCUAUUAUUUAUUGAUCUCCUCUAUGCAGGAGUAGGUGACUGGAAGGAAAAGCUGAUGUGCUGUAAUCUGUGGAAUUAAAAUUGCUUGAUACUUGCCUCGCCCCCCCCCCCUCACCCAAAGUACCUUGGAUGAGUAAUAUGAGGAUGUGUGUGAUUAUAUGCCUUAUCAAGUGUACUGUAGGUAGAUAAUCUGUUUCAUGUCCAUGCAGCUCUAAAGCACACUUCCACAGAGUAUGAAAAUUGUUCCACUACGCUCUGGGGCUGUGGACCUAACUGCAUAUGCGAACGAAUCUCCUGGAUUUUGGUGGGACUUACAAGGCAGUUAUGGAGGGAAGGAGCAUUGAAUAUUUGGAAAAGAUACUUGGCUGUAAACAUUUAAAGUAGAACUUUGGGGAAUCACAUUUUAUAGAGGACAGCAUACAAAUGAACAUGCUACUUCUCAUAGUACUGAUAGUAUUGAAUGUUACUGUCAGAGGGAGGAAAUUCCAGGCCAUCCUCACCAGGAAGGCGUUGGCCUUCAUCCUUUUGAUAACUUUAUAUGUCAGUCCGUAGAGGCUACUUGCUACAAUCACAAAGCCUGGAUAAUUGCAUCUAUAGACAAACCUCAUCCCUGCCUAACAUUCAGUGUGGCAAUCUUUCUACUGAGGUGGUUGGUAACAAGGUGCCAUUGAAAUGGGAGGGUUGGAUGCUUUCCCCCCUGAAGUUCCUUUAGGAGCAGAGAGUCCAGUCUAAUAAUAAGAUACCCUGUUUCUAACUUCCAUUUUGCAGCAGCACCAAAAUACCUUAAGUCUCAGAUGAGGGGGAGGCCGUGCCCUGAAGUUAGUUCUAGCCAAAGUCAUUUCCAUGAGAGAUGCCUACUGCUUGACAGGGUGCGUGUAUUUGUCCCCUUUAAAUUAAGUCUAAAAUAUUGGCCUUCAACCAUUGGUCUGAAAGGUAAACAUUUCUGGCAAAUUUGCGAACAAACAGAAUGGCUUUAUUCAGAACUGAAUUUACCCUUGUAUUGCAUAACAUUUUAAAGAGUAUCUCUUCUUGUACUACUUCAGAGUAUCUUAUUUCACAUAUGCACAUUACCCUAACCCUCUGUUAGACAAUAGUGCCAUCUUACAUUAUGGAUGAGAUUUUAACACAUACGUUAGCACAAAGCUGUAUCAAGGCUUUUCUUUUUGCAGAAAAAAUGCGAAGGUGUUUACAUUAAGUGUACGUUUGUUCCAUUUCCAGUCUGUUUUUACAUUGGCAAUUGCAAUAGUCAGUCAUAGUGAGAGAAAUGCCUGAUGCUCCUAUUCAUUGUUCCCUCUUCAUUUACAGUAGGGUAUGACUCUCUUGCUUUUAUCCGAAUAUCAAGGAAGUUAGAUUUCUAUGGUGUGGCUGGUGUUGUGGAGUCAGAAAGCUCCAGCAGAUGGAGGGCCUGCUGUGUGCAAUGAGCUAUGACUUCCUCCCAUUAGGCAAGAGGUAGUUUCUAGGAGGGCUAGCUCUGAGGUCAUGCCUGGCCUUAUGUUGACAAUCUCAUACUUUGGUGCAGCAUGCAGAACCUUUUCAAGAUGCGGAUUUGCCCUAACAGCAUGAUCUUACCAUUUAGGUUUUUGGCAGACUUGUGUGGUUGGUGGUGGUGUUCGGAGAGCCUCAUAGUAGCCUCUUAGAAGCUGCGGAGAGGAAAGAUGGAGUAUCUAUGUCUUCUAGCCAUAACAACCCAAUUUUUAGCCCCAGGUCUAUUUGCUUGCAUUUGUGAGUAGCUGGUGGGGGCAUAGGAAUAGGGGCCAUGCUGUGUUGUUGGUGCUCAAGGCUGCAUACCUCUCCAUAAGGUUGCUGCCAUUGAUGGGGUUCCUGAUCAUUCCUGCAGAGACUUAGCCUAGGCUUUUAACUUGCAAGCAAAAUCAAGUUUAACACAAAAACACAUGCUUGUCAUGUAUUUCCCUUCUGCUGCCUCUUAAAAACAAAACAUCACAUCACUUCCAGAAGACUUGAUUUAUGUAGAGAGUGAAGGGUGUGGAAAGACUUAAGGCCCUUAAUGAACACAGGCUUUUGCCUUAUCAAAGCUUAAUAAUGUAGAGCAGGAGUGUAGGAUCUUUUCUUUUUUGCUGUGGCUAUGUAAUUGAUGUUAUAAAUGCAGAGAUUCAUCAAUAAUGUCACCACUUAAAGCACUGCCAAAUACUUUUAUAAUUUUGUAAAAGGCACUUAUGUGUAAGACGUUGCUUUUGAAAAAAAAUCAUGACAGUUGUCCUAAAUGGCAUCCUUUAACAAUUAGAAUGUCUUAGUUCUCUUUCACUGCAGCUGUUUCUUUUUGUUUUUGGCUUAUGGCUGUAGAGCGGGAGUGAAUGUUGUGCAACCAUUGUGGCUGGGGCCAAUCGUAUGGAUUUUUCUCUUUAUUACUGGCUGGGAAAUAGCACACAAGUUCACCUCUGCCUGCAAUGGCAGUAUUCAGAAACACAAGCUCCCACUGCGUGGGGUAGAACCACUGAAAGCUGGUUUCCCAUAUGGCUUGCUCAGUUAGUGUGUUGCGGGGGGCGGUAUCUGUCUUACUCCGUAAAUACACGUAUGUGCAACCUUCAGGCAGCAAAUACAGCAGCACUUCCUGGCCUCUGUCCAUCUUUAGAUUCCAACCCACAUAUCUCAGCCACAGGCUGGCUUCUAGUUGAUCAGAUACUUUGCAUGGAUUUACACUGUGAUCAGCAGCUAGCUGUUUUCUGUUGGAUCUUGUCAACCUACUUUGAUGUAUUGAGCUGACAACUGUUGGCAUUCUCACUGUUUUCUUUCUAAUUUUUAAAUAUAUAUAUUUAUAAUUUUUAAUAGUCUUAAAAGUGACUUCCUCAUGUAAUAAAAAUUGAUUCAACUGCU